This is a messenger RNA of Hibiscus syriacus, 1020 nucleotides long. Its product is annotated as bifunctional pinoresinol-lariciresinol reductase 2-like. The coding region runs from base 49 to 990 and encodes 313 amino acids. The transcript is spliced from 4 exons. Gene Ontology annotation, molecular function: oxidoreductase activity. Lineage: Eukaryota; Viridiplantae; Streptophyta; Magnoliopsida; Malvales; Malvaceae. The record is from RefSeq and is a predicted model, not a curated record.
AAGGCAAGAGAUCAAUUAGUGUAAAAGUGAGAAGAAAAGAUCAUAUUGAUGGCCAUGAAAAGCAAAGUGCUCAUCGUCGGGGGAACCGGGUACUUGGGAAAGCGUCUAGUUAAGGCAAGUUUAGCACAAGGUCACCAAACUUAUGUGCUACAGAGGAAGGAGGUUGGUGUUGAUAUUGAGAAGGUGCAACUGCUGUUAUGGUUUAAGCAGCUAGGAGCUCAUCUCGUCACCGGUUCCUUUAACGACCACCAAAGCCUUGUGAAUGCGGUGAAAUUAGUGGACGUUGUCAUUUGUGCAAUAUCCGGAGUUCAUAUCCGAACCCACCAAAUACUGCUUCAACUCAAGCUUGUUGACGCCAUCAAGGAGGCUGGAAAUAUUAAGAGAUUCCUGCCAUCGGAAUUUGGGACGGAUCCAGCGAGAAUGGAGAAUGCAAUGGAACCGGGAAGGGUGACAUUUGAUGAUAAAAUGGUGGUGAGGAGAGCAAUUGAAGAAGCAGGCAUUCCUUUCACUUAUAUUUCUGCAAAUUGCUUUGCCGGUUAUUUCCUGGGUGGACUGUGUCAACCUGGCUUUAUCCUUCCUUCAAGGGACCAUGUUCGCUUGCAUGGAGAUGGCAAUCAAAAGGCAAUAUAUGUUGAUGAAGAUGAUAUAGCAACAUAUAGCAUCAAAACCAUUGACGACCCUCGGACUCUAAACAAAACAGUGUAUAUAAGGCCAGCAGAGAACAUCUUAUCUCAAAGGGAAGUGGUGCAGAUAUGGGAGAAAUUGAUCGGCAAAGAGCUGCUCAAGUCUUCCAUUUCCGAGCAAGAGUUCCUAGCAAUAAUGAAAGAACAAGAUUAUGCAGAGCAAGUUGGAUUAACACAUUAUUAUCACGUGUGUUAUGAGGGAUGCCUCGCCAAUUUUGAAAUCGGCGAUGAAGUCGAAGAAACGUCCAUUCUUUACCCAGAGAUUAAAUACACAACGGUUGAGGAGUACAUGAAGCGUUAUUUAUAAGAACAUAUAAACCGAAAUUAAAAGAAGAAA